AUGCUUUUGGUGCAGCUACCGCGGACGGUCAAACUUGCUGGGAUUGUUGCAGUGGUGUUGACAAUAUUGCUGAUUUCGAGUUGUCUGGCUAGGAUUGGGGAGACACAUAUUGCAGGCACUUCCUUGAGCACCGGAGGCGAGGCCGACGAAGGGGAGAAACCCACUGCUGGAAGCUUGAGCGUGGAACCCCUGCCUUGUCGAAGACUACCGGGUGUGGAUGAUGUUCUGGUGGUGAUGAGAACUGGAGCGAGCGAGAUCAGAGAUAAGCUGCCGAUUCAUUAUGAUACGACAUUCCGAUGCUAUGGGGAUGUCGUGAUCUUUUCCGACCAUGAAGAAGAUGACUUUCGGGGACGACGGGUGCACAAUGUACUUGCAGAUAUGCCACAGCAGGUCAUCAACACGCACAUGGAUUUCAUGCACUAUCGCCAUAUCCAGCAAGUCGGACGCGAAGGUCUUCAUGCCUCGGAACUCUCUGGUGGUGUCAGUGAAGAAGUUGGCAAGUUUGGAAAGAACAACAACGCGGGGUGGCGGUUGGAUAAGUGGAAGUUCUUGCCAAUGAUUAAUCGCACUCUUGAGAUGUACCCAACGAAGAAGUGGUACCUGUUCGUCGAACCGGACACCUAUGUGGUUUGGAGCAACUUUCUACGAUGGAUCCAGGAACUUGACCCAAGCAAACCCGCCUACUAUGGGAGUGAAAAUCUGAUAGGUGAGGAUCUAUUCGCACAUGGUGGCUCGGCUUUUCUUCUAUCAAGGCCUGCUCUUCAGAACGGUGUCGAGGUUUACAGAUCGAAUACGACGGGCCAUCAUGCCAUGACCGGGACACACUGGGCUGGAGACUGUGUGCUGGGGAUCACGUUGAAGGAGGCGGGCGUUCCUUUGACCUGGACAUGGCCGAUGUUCCAAGGCGGUAACCCGUCCGAUCAGAUGCAGUUUGAGCAGAAGAAAGGCAAGAAUACAUUGUGGUGCAGUCCGGUUUUGAGCUAUCAUCACUUUACGCCGGAACAAGUCGCAGAUCUGUGGAAGUUUGAGCAAGACUGGAUUCAAUCAUUGCAAGAUCGCAAACCAAGCUUUUGGUCAGAUCUUGCGUUCUGGAAGUCGGAUCAUAGCUCCAUUCUACAUCAUCGGGAAGUCUUCAAGCACUUUGUCAUGCCGGAAUUGAUGUCUGAACGAGUGGAUUGGACCAAUUCGCCCGAGACAUACCAUCCUGGUACCGAGGACGCCACGAUGGAAGAGUGUCGAGCUCGAUGUGCAGCUAAUGCAUGGUGUAUGCAGUAUGCUCUUGGUCCCGCGGGUUGCUUUACAGGGAAAGCGCCACGUAUUGGACGUGCGCAGGAGGGCUUUCGGUCGCAGUGGAUGACGCAGAGACUCGAGAUAUGGAUGGGAAGCCUGGACCGAUGUCGUGGGAAAGAAGGGUGGACGGUGACGUGA
Molecule: messenger RNA, 1428 nt
Organism: Ramularia collo-cygni
Lineage: Eukaryota; Fungi; Ascomycota; Dothideomycetes; Mycosphaerellales; Mycosphaerellaceae
Exons: 3
Coding region: 1-1428 (475 amino acids)
Source: RefSeq, a predicted model, not a curated record